Molecule: messenger RNA, 3603 nt
Organism: Fundulus heteroclitus (mummichog)
Lineage: Eukaryota; Metazoa; Chordata; Actinopteri; Cyprinodontiformes; Fundulidae
Exons: 1
Coding region: 378-1076 (232 amino acids)
Biological process (GO): regulation of cell population proliferation
Cellular component (GO): nucleus
Molecular function (GO): DNA binding
Source: RefSeq, a predicted model, not a curated record
GGUAAGAGAGACGACAGCGGAAACGCCACCUGGUGUGCAGGAUGGCAGCGGAGAGGCUGAGAGAACUGAUGGGAAACGACAAAAUGUCAGAAAGAGACUAAGACCUGAACCUCUGGAAGCAGAGCCCAGCAUGAUGACAGAGUCAGAUGGAGGACACGACGGCCUGCCAGCAUCAGCAGCGAGGAGGUGGACUGGCCAAUCACCGGCUGACAUGCUCAUAAACCCGGGAGCCAAUGAAACGCCAGCAGGUGCCCUCCCCAGCACAACAGCUCGGAUGCUGUGACUGCACAACCCGAGCCCGGAUGUCUUAUUAAUGAAUGGAGCAGAGCCUGGGCUGCAUCACUCCGCCUGGCUGCUCUUGCGUCUGAAACGGGAGGAUGGAGAGGAGAAUCAGCAGCAGCAGCAGCAGCAGCAAAGAUGGAGGGGAAAGUGAAGCAGGGGCUGUGAGUGGAGGACAGACAAACACAGAGAGCCAUGACGAGGGCUCGGCUGAGGACGUGACGGCAGCCUUUAAAGGUACGGACUCGCAUCCCGACGUCCACCAGCCGGAUUCGUCCUCCCCGUCGUCAUCUUCCUCCCCUCUUCCUCAGCUAGCCAUGCCUCCCUCUGCGUCCGCUUCGGCUCUCCUGGCCUUGGCUUCUCCGGCAACCAGGCGCUCCAUCUCCAUGGGAGACUUCCGGAGGGUGACGGGGGCCCUCCUGGCCGGCUCCGAUCCCCCGUCCACGUCCGCCACGGCCCCCUCCUCCAAGCUGGUCACCCCCAGCUCCAGCAUGGAGUUCGAGGCGGCUCGCCGGCGCCUGCUGGAGGUCGAGGAGCGACAGCGGGUCAUCAGGGAGAUGGAGCGGCGGCUGGAGGAGCUCAGGGAGAUGUUCGUGAGCUCUGAGCAGCAGGUGGUGGUCCACGGGGAGCUGGUGUCACGGAUUACCAGCGCAGCCCAGCAGGGCGAGCUGUACGUGGCGGAGACAACCCAGCGGGUGAAGAAGGGCCUGAAGUUUAAGAAACAUCGACCCACCAUCGUCUUCUCCUCCAUGCUCGGGCUGCGCACCUGCCUCCCCUGGCCUGUGAAGCUCAAAUAGGGCACCAGAUGCUUGCAUUUCAUCCAUGACUUUAGAAAUGUGCUUUACAUAAAUAAGAGGGGGUGUGGGGUGUGUGUGUGUGGGAUGGACCACCAUCCUUUAGCUCUCAGUGACGUGGCUGCUCUCCAGUUACAACCUUACUGCUCUUGUGUCCUGAGGCUGGUCCUUCAGGGCGUAGAGUGCCUACAAAGAUCACAGAGGCCGGCGAGGAGCUUCCGAUUCAGCAGAUUUCUGGGAAAAUAUUCACCCUGGCAAAGAAAACUGAGCCGGCACCAGUGCAUUGUGUACAGAACCCCACCGCGUCCCGGUUCCUCUCACAUAUAUUCUUUGCUGCUCGCAGUCAGUGCUUUGCUUCUGAGAAACAUGAUCCGGUCAAAUCCACGGUGCACGGAUGAGUCAGGUGAUGUGGGAGGAGAGGCUCAGCCUAUGUCUGUGUCUUAUCAACAGCUCCUCUGCACUUUAGCUAACUUCUGCAGCAGCGAGGAGGCUUACGUAAGCUCUCUGAAGACGCAGGCACGCACUGGGCAACCUGCCUCUGCAGCUCGUUAAGGGCAAAGUGAAGGGCAGGAAGGUAAGACGAGAGGUCUGUUUCUGGACUGCUGCGCUUGUAAUGUAAAAUCAAUGCAGAACUAUGCAGAAAUAGAAAACAUAACUGUGGGGGGAUGAUCGGAAAAUGUGCCUUGGCUUCUCUUAGACUGCUCACCCACUACCAUGACAGCGUUCACAAUAGACGGUAUGCGGUAAGAAAUUCAGGCUGGGACACUUUCCACCUUUGGCCUCUUUUUAUCCUAGCACCACUCAUCCCUCCAUCCUAAAUGCUCUUCCACAAAAAAUGUCGAAUGUAUCCAACUACGUAACUCUGGUACAGUUUUAGUUAAAGAAAUGAUAAACAUCAAGUUCACAAUUAUUAUAUUUAAUACUCCUUCUGGUGAUGGGGGAUUAAAUAUUGGUUAUCCAUGCAUGCAUCAGCUUGUAAAUCUUAGCUAUGCUGUCUCUAUUUGCUGAUUGUGUCCUAAUGAACAAUAAGAAGAUAUUAAAGAGCUGCAAGUUAGCUCCUUACAACGCAAAUGUAACUUUAGAUGUACAAAGACGUAACUAAUAUGGAACUAUAGUGGUAAAAGAAGGUUCGGCCAAUUUAGUGAAGUGUUCAUUUGCAUCAUUUUGCAGCUUUGUCUGCUAAGCACAACCCAUUUGUCAGACAUAUGAGAUUGCUAUAAUUUUACUUUUAUUCAUUUUAAUCACCAUGUAUGUUGUCUUUGGAUUAAUAGUGAUUAAGUGACUCUUGCAUUCUGCUCCUUUCUUGAAUGAAAUGCAUGUUCGUGCACAGGUAUUACAUCAGGGACAUCUAAUUUGGGCAUUUACUCAUGGUCUAAAAAUCACUAUUCGUCAGGGUAAAAAUGCAUGUAAAGAUAUGUGAGUGCAGUGCACAACAGCUAAAGACAGGGGACCUCUGCCACAACACAAUGCCUGAUGGUGCUUUAUUGUAUAUUUACUCAGAAAUUGGCUAAACGAAGAACCGAGGAGUCAGGCUGUGUAACAGGGAGACACAAUAAUUGAUUGUAUAAUCGCUUUCAGCACAUUAUUAAUUCAGUUUCUUUUUGCUUGCUUGCACAGAUCUAAUGGAUGUAUCAGAAACAUCCGCUUAGGUCUUUUUGUAAAGAAUGAGGAAGACACGAUGCAUCUUCUAUGAGACCAGGUUGCCUGUGUUAGACAAAAUGCAGUUGGAACAGAUGCGAAGACUCACUGCCAGAGUUUAAAAAUGUAAGACGGUUAACUACAGCAGGAGCUUUUGACCUGAAGGGCUUAAAAAUAAAGUUUAUCUGUGUUGCUUGGAAACACUUAAAGGGGUACUCUACCAAAUAGCUAUCAAACACUUAAUUCACUCUGUGGCUCUCAGACAAGUACCACCUCAAGCUAUCCAAGUAUUUCCAUACUGACUGACAUUUUAAAUCAUUAUUCAUCCAUCCAUCCUAACCUGACCAGCCACACUGACUCACUGGGAGAAAAUUAAGAACGUAUAUGUGGGUACACCAUGCAUCCUCAGAUUUUUUAGAGAAAAGCGGCAAAAAUCGUUCACUGGAGAGUUUGUUUGAGUACAUGACAAGUGACAUGGACAACAAAUGUAGUUAUCUGAGUGGUUCUAAGCUGUUCACACCGACCCUGGUAGCCCUGCCUUUGAAAUCGGGUUCUACCAGCUCCUUUGCAGACUGAUACUUUGUUUUAUGCAGCGUAAGUCAGUAUGGCUGGCCAAGCUACCUUCAAUCCAUUUAUCUAUCCAUCCAUCCAUUGCCGUCUGCUUAUCUGAUAUAGGAUUGUGGGGACACCAUUCUGGGCGACCCAGAGGGGUUCCCAGGUGAAAAGGGUGAGAUAUAUAGUCCCUCCAGCGAGUUCUGUGUCCUUCCUCCCUGUGGGUUGUGCCAGGAGCACCUCCAGAGAGCUUCCUGUGGCCAUCUUCUGGAGGAAGCUCAUUUCAGCUGCUUGUAUCCGGGAUCUUGUUCUUUCGAUCAUGAUCCAGACCUCAUGGCCG